Pneumocystis carinii B80 is the source of this 1146-nucleotide messenger RNA. RefSeq lists its product as hypothetical. Bases 1 to 1146 code for a protein of 381 amino acids. The transcript has 11 exons. Lineage: Eukaryota; Fungi; Ascomycota; Pneumocystomycetes; Pneumocystales; Pneumocystaceae. Gene Ontology annotation, molecular function: actin filament binding. Gene Ontology annotation, cellular component: actin cortical patch; Arp2/3 protein complex. Gene Ontology annotation, biological process: Arp2/3 complex-mediated actin nucleation. The record is from RefSeq and is a predicted model, not a curated record.
AUGAAUGAAAUACCCAUUGAAAUAGUGAAAUUGAAGUCGAUAGUGGCAGACAAUGGUACAGGAUUUGUUAAGGUGGGAUAUGCAGGAAGUAAUUUUCCUGAUCAUGUUUUUCCUUCGAUUGUUGGACGUCCUAUACUUCGUGUAGAAGAGCAAAUGAUAGAUGCGCCUAUUAAAGAUAUUAUGGUAGGAGAUGAAGCAGCAGCAGUUAGAAACAUGCUUCAGAUCUCGUAUCCUAUGGAAAAUGGGAUUAUUCGUAAUUGGGAAGAUAUGCAGCAUCUUUGGGACUAUACUUUUAAUGAGAAGCUUAAGGUGGAUACAAGGGAUCGUAAGAUUUUACUUACAGAACCGCCUAUGAAUCCACUUGCAAAUAGAGAGAAAAUGUGUGAAGUUAUGAUUGAAAAAUAUGGUUUUUACGGCCUGACAACAGGAGUUGUUGUAGAUUCUGGCGAUGGAGUAACUCACAUUGUUCCUGUUUAUGAAAACGUAGUUCUUAAUCAUCUUACUCGUAGAUUGGAUGUUGCAGGACGUAGUGUUACGCGUCAAUUAAUUGAUUUACUUUUGCGAAGAGGAUAUGCUUUUAAUAGAACGGCAGAUUUUGAAACUGUUAGACAAAUUAAAGAAAAAUUAUGUUAUGUUAGUUGUGAUCUUACAUUAGAUCAUAAAUUAUCUCAAGAAACUAGUGUUUUGGUUGAAAGUUAUACUCUUCCUGAUGGACGUGUGAUUAAACUGAGUUCAGAGAGAUUUGAAGCGCCAGAAUGUUUAUUUCAGCCUCAUUUGAUUGGUUUAGAGCAGCCAGGAAUUGCAGAAUGUCUUUAUAAUACAAUACAAAGUGCAGAUAUGGAUAUUCGCUCUUCUUUAUUUAAAUCUAUUGUUUUAUCUGGUGGUACAAGCAUGUAUCCAGGUUUUCCUACUAGACUUGAAAAAGAACUUAAACAAUUGUGGUUAACAAGAGCAUUGAAUGGAGAUCCUUCUCAUUUUGAUAAAUUUAAAGUACGAAUUGAAGAUCCACCUCGUCGACGACAUAUGGUAUUUUUGGGCGGAGCCGUGCUUGCUAAUAUAGUAAAAGAUAAUGAUGAUAUGUGGAUAACCAGAAAUGAUUGGAACGAAUAUGGUACAAAAGCAUUAGAAAAACUCGGACCUCGUUGA